This is a messenger RNA of Armigeres subalbatus, 2495 nucleotides long. RefSeq lists its product as uncharacterized. The record is from RefSeq and is a predicted model, not a curated record. The transcript has 7 exons. Bases 991 to 2040 code for a protein of 349 amino acids. Lineage: Eukaryota; Metazoa; Arthropoda; Insecta; Diptera; Culicidae.
GCUCAACAUUGAGUUCAGUAUCCAUUGAGCUGUUGGAUGUAGUGGAAUGGUAUUGUCGGUCCCUCUCGGUGUCAGCCGUGCGUGAUGUGCUCAGUUUCGACGGUUUAACUUUCAGUCUAGUUGACCCGAUGUGUUUAGUUUUGGAACGGUGAAUUAUAGCAUAGGAAACGCUUCGCCGGCGCUUUGGAACACCUGUGCGUACCCUGCAUGUAGAGGCAUUUUGCUUGGGGAUCAAUACUAGAGGGGUCCGUGGCCGGAAAUAAAAGAAAAUAAAACUCACCUUAAUUGUUCGUUUCGUUCAUUGGAAGCAGAGGCCCGCGGAGAACAGCAUUGUAGCACCUGAAAGUCGAAUAGUGACAAGUCGAAGUGAUUGGAGUGAAAAAAGGGUGCAGUCGAGGUAUUCAGGCUUUAGAAACUUCGCAAAGACAGAUCAGGAAGUGAGUGUUGUUGAAGAGAUUUUCAAGUGGGCUCUAAUUAUCGUGCCUCGAUCAAAUUGGGGAAGAAAGCUAUUCAUCAUCGCACCGAGUGCUUGUGUUGCUGACUGGUAAAUGUCCUAGAAUUAUAGUUACAGUAAAUUAGGCUCCAUUAGCUUACUGGUGGCACAUUGGCAGAACUGAGUCGAAUAGCAAACCAAAAGAGAAAACAGAGAAGAAUCCAAUCAAGUGACUUCAACUCAAAUAAAAGUGUGAUACUGAUCGUGUUUAGGUAAAUGGACAUAAAAGACUACCAAAAAGAUAAACGCACCGUGAGAUUGUUCACGUUGCUGAAAAAUAAAAGAAGCUUCAAUUAGAUCCCGUGUGCGGUACUGCUGGUUAACAUCUGCCAUCCAUCGACUAAAGGUGCUAGUGAUUGAAAAGCCCACAGGCUGUGAAAAAAUAAGAAGCGAAAAGAACUACGAAGCUUGACAUAAAUCAUAUCGAGCGAUCGGAUCGCAACCGGAUUAUUUUACCGUACCGGACCGCGGCGAUACCAACCAUCGAGACGGGAAAAAUGAGACACAUCGGCGUAGAGACCGAAGACCCUCUGAAACGAAUACAGGAGGAAAUCAACGAGGUGGCGCGACGAGAGCAGGAACUACGGCAGGGCCACCGGCUAAACGAUUCCAACGAUGAUUGUAUCUCCUCGGCCAACUCGGACGAUUCCGGACUUUCGCUCUCGCCCAGCCCCAUCCACUCGCCGUCGGUGGCCAACCUGAAAGACAAACUGGAAGCGGCAAGCAAUCAGAUAAACGGUACCAACGGCCACGACGGUGCUACUGCCCUGACUAACGGCAGUCGCCAAUUCAUCUUGCCGCAGUCGAACGCGCUGACCCGUGCACGUUCCACGCCGCAGCUCUUCCAAAUUUCACCGCACCGGCGCUUCAAUGUGAACCCAAAUCAGCGCGGCCUGAUGCAAAAGUUUAUCGCCUCUCGGGGUCGGCUGAGCAAACUCGCAUCCACCAACAAUAGUAACAGCCAAAACAAUACUGGAGCCACUAAUAACAAUUCAAUUGUUCGAUCAGAGCAGCAUGUGUCUCCGAUCGAGCUGAUUCGUACACAUAUUUUGUUACCGCCAACGGCCAUUUCUACUCCCCCAAUCAUCGAGCGAGAUUCCAAAGGAAAACCCAUCCGGCGAGGCUAUGUUCCAGUCGAGGAAAAAAUCCAGAAAGAGCUGCGCGAUUUGAAAAAUCGAGAGACCGAACUGAAGCGAUUACGGAAACAGAACCGCAUGGCAUCGCAGUCUGAUCUGCUGGAGCUGAGUUAUGACAGCGGAUCUGCGGAAGAGGAUAUCUCCGAUGACGAUAGCUUCGAUACGAACGUGUACCCUUCCACACAAAAAUUGCGAUCUACCAAAUCGAUUGGUGAGCUCUGCGAUGCCCUGACACAUUCUAGUCUAUCCCCAAGAGAAACGCCAUCGCCACAGUUUGAAAAUCGACCUCGUGGAAUGCGACCGGCCAUGUCCUUGGCACAGUUGUGUGACCUGGAUCCACAGGAGGCACCCUCUUCGCACAAGUUGAUAGCCAAAUGGGAAACUCUUAUCCAGCAAACCCAGCAACGGUAGACGAGAAGCAGUGAAGCGAAGGUUUAUGUUUGUAAAGUGCAGUGCGGUUAGGGCGUAUCUGAUAUUGUCAAAAGCCACUAUAUUGAAUUAAGGAUCCACAGACAAUACAAAUUAUUUUCUGCGAAAUACAAAAUCGAUAAUUGAUUAGUGUUUUUUAAUCUAUAUUUCGUUAAUCUAUUUUUAGAAUUAAAUUAAUUGAAUGUAGUACUGCCAGCUACUACACAACGUUAUUACAUUUUCUUACACGAAAUGAUUCAUAGUCAGAUAUGCCGUAAUUGUAUAGUAAUCAAUUAUUGUCAGGUAUAGUAAUUGUAAAAAGAAUUGAAGCCGCAUUAUUAGGUUAGGCAAUAUUGAAGAAUGUGUGAAAUAUAGAAAACAGGCUGUAUUUAUUGCGCUACGUGAUGUCGAAAUACAUUACAAUUAUGUUUGAAUUAUUCCUUAAAUUCUGUUCAAAA